AUGCAGGGAUUGAGGUGCGGGCUGGUGCAGGGACUGAGGCACGAGGGGAUAGCUCGAGGAUGGAACAUCGGCUUGGGGACAUGGCCACGGGAAGGUGGUGCGGGUUGGGGCCAGUGGUUCCUCCUUUUCGGCGAGGUCGAGGCCAACAAGGUUGGGGCGGCUGCAGGCAUGGUUGAAGCAUGGGCGUUGGGGCCGCGGGAUGUCGAAGCGCAGGGAAGGAGGAACCAUCGGGAGGGAGGUGCCGGGGGGGAUCGCCAGAAAGGAGGCAUCGGCAAGGGAGGGAAAUGCCAUACAGGCUCGGAGCCAUGGGAUGCUAGAGCGCAGGGAGGGGGAACCACUGGGAAGGAGGCAUCGGGGAGGGGGGGAUGGGACUGA
Elaeis guineensis (African oil palm) is the source of this 375-nucleotide messenger RNA. Lineage: Eukaryota; Viridiplantae; Streptophyta; Magnoliopsida; Arecales; Arecaceae. The record is from RefSeq and is a predicted model, not a curated record.